Messenger RNA from Xiphias gladius (swordfish), 3780 nucleotides. It is a transcript of the gene osbpl3b, whose product is annotated as oxysterol binding protein-like 3b. NCBI's taxonomy places the organism in Eukaryota, Metazoa, Chordata, Actinopteri, Istiophoriformes, Xiphiidae. The transcript is spliced from 25 exons. Gene Ontology annotation, molecular function: cholesterol binding. The record is from RefSeq and is a predicted model, not a curated record. The coding region runs from base 235 to 3000 and encodes 921 amino acids. Gene Ontology annotation, cellular component: plasma membrane; intracellular membrane-bounded organelle; perinuclear endoplasmic reticulum.
GGGCAGAGUGCGGACGGCGCGUGUGUGUCUGUGUGUGUGUGUGCGCACGCCAGACUGGAGCAGGCUUGGUUCAGGCUGUCAUUUGAGAAAUAUCCCAUCGGCCGUGUGUAAUCUCCUUUACGUAAAUAUUUGCCCAACUGUUCCCAAGCUCUUCAAAUUCCUCUGUAUCUCUGUCAAGGCGAGGGAUGUGCCUGGCACUCCAGCCGUAGCCGGCACUGGGCAGUCUGAAGCGAGAUGGGCUCAGAGGAGCGCAAUUCAGCCAUGUCUCAGAAGAUCUCCUCCUUGUCACGCAGCAACAGCAGCUCCUCAUCCAAACAUGACAGCCGACAGGACAGCUGGGAAAUAGUGGAGGGCCUGCGAGGAGGCUUCGGCAAUGUCCUGGAGCCCCAGAAACAGGAGGGCUACAUGCUAAAGAGGAGAAAGUGGCCCAUGAAGGGCUGGCAUAAGCGAUACUUUUUCCUGGACAAGGGCAUCCUGAAGUAUGGCAAGUGCAGUGCUGAUAUUGAGAAAGGGAAACUGCAUGGCUGCAUUGACGUUGGUCUCUCUGUCAUGGCUAUUAAGAAGAAAGCAAAGUGCAUCGAUCUUGAUGCCGAGGAAAACAUCUAUCACCUGAAGAUUAAAUCACAGGAGCUGUUUGAUGAAUGGGUGUCCAAGCUGCGUCACCAUCGGCUCUAUCGGCAAAAUGAGAUUGCCAUGUACCCUAAUGAGAAGUCCUUGUACUAUCCCCACUGCCCCUCCCCCAACUCCCCCAGCAUGGCUGAGAGUGCCUCUAUCAGAAAGUGUAUGUCUAUACGAAGGCAGUCCACAGUGCAUUCUGUAGGAGCCUUCCCUUUAAGCUGCAACAGCCAGGCCAAGGUAACAGCUUGGCUCCAGUCAUCUGAUGACAUGGACAAGUGCUCCAAAGACUUGUCAGUCUGUGAAGCCUACCUGCUGGAGCUCAACCACCUGCUUCAGAGUAUGGAAGUCCUCCAUCGUACCUAUUCUGCUCCAUCUAUCCAAGCCCUGCAGCCCUUAAAGGUACUAUAUGCAUCUACAUUUGACAGCCCCAAGAAAGAAAAGAGACAUCCAAGGAAAUGGCGCGCUAAAAACUACAACAAAGAUGUCAAAACAACUCUGCAGGUACCCAGCUGCAUCUCUGCUGGCUCUAUCCGCCUCCAUGCCUCUAACCCCAACCUCUCCACCGCUGCACUCGGCAAUGACAAAGCCGACUCCGAAUCACUGGAUUCUCCUUUUGAUGUGGCCAAGCUGCAGGAGGACUUCUGCCGUAUUGCCACCAACUUGCAUGCGACCAUGAAGUCAGCCCUGAGUUCACUGACAUCUGAGAGAGAGAGAUUAAAGCAAAGUCUGGACCAUGAAACAUGUCCCUCUAACUCACCACAGGUUGUCGGUUUGAAGAACGCACUGGUAACGGGUCAGUAUUGGGUGAGUAAUAUAAUUUGGGCUCCCAUUGCUUCUUGUCUGAUGUCUGCAGUGACAACACAUACACACGUCUCUAUAGUAAAGGCUUUAGCCCAGAACUCUGAGCUGAGAGAGCGCCUGUGCAAGAUUCAUGCUGAGUCCCAGAUCAUAGAGCCCACACUAAUAAAUCUCACUGCCCCCGUACAGAAACAGGAUUCUGUGGAUGAAUCCCGCUCCCUCGUACACCAAGCAUCCAAUGAAAGCAGAGCUUCAAUUGCAGAGUCUCUGUCUGAGUUCUUUGAUGCACAGGAAGUUCUGUUGUCUGCUAGUUCCUCUGAAAAUGAGGUGUCAGAGGAUGACUCAUACAUUAGUGACAUUAGCGACAACAUUUCCAUGGACAACUUCAGCAAUGGGACAGAAUGUGAGAGACCAAACUCAGGCUCUGUGGAAGAUGGCACUGUCCUCUGUCAGCGUAGAUCCUGUCUGCCCUCUCCCAGCCCCAACGACAGCACCAUCAGCCUCUGGAACAUCCUCAGGAACAACAUCGGCAAGGACCUGUCCAAAGUGGCGAUGCCUGUGCAACUUAAUGAGCCGCUCAACACCCUGCAGAGACUGUGUGAGGAGCUGGAGUACAGCGAGCUGCUAGACAGAGCUGCUAACACACAGGACCCUUUUGAACGUAUGGUAUACAUAGCUACGUUUGUUGUAUCAGGCUAUGCAUCCAGCUACUACAGAACUGGGGGAAAGCCUUUCAACCCUGUCCUGGGAGAGACAUAUGAAUGUGACCGGCCAGAUAAAGGCUUUCGAUUUGCUGCAGAGCAAGUCAGCCAUCACCCACCAAUCUCAGCUUGCCAUGCCGAGUCUAAAAACUUUGUGUUCUGGCAAGACCUGAGGUGUAAGAACAAGUUCUGGGGGAAGUCAAUGGAAAUUGUUCCUGUGGGUACUACUCAUGUAACUCUGCCAGAAUUUGGAGACCACUAUGAGUGGAACAAGGUGACUUCCUGCAUCCACAACAUUCUCAGUGGACAGCGCUGGAUUGAGCACUAUGGGGAGAUCUCCAUCAGAAACUCCAGCAGUGAUAUUUGCCAGUGCAAGAUCACUUUUGUUAAGGCCAAAUACUGGAAUUCAAGUGUGAAUGAGGUGGAGGGAACUAUCACAGAUCAGAAAGGGAAGGUUGUCCACAGACUCUUCGGAAAGUGGCACGAAGCAGUUUUCUGUGGAAACCCGCCUUCAGCCACAUGCAUCUGGAGAGCAAAUGCAAUGCCAGUAGACCAUGAGCAGUACUAUGGUUUUACCAAGUUUGCUAUUGAACUGAAUGAGUUGGACCCGUCUCUGAAACUGCUGCUACCACCUACAGACACCAGACUACGAGUAGACCAAAGACUUCUGGAGGAGGGGAACUUGGAGGCUGCAGAGGAGCAGAAGCAGAGGAUUGAGCAGCUGCAGAGAGACAGACGCAGAGUCCUGGAGGAAAACAACGUAACACAUCAACCUACAUUUUUCAGGAGGUCAAAGGAUGAUACCUGGGUGAGCAACAACACAUACUGGGAGCUGAGGAGGGACCUUGGCUUUGCACACAUCAAUUUCCCUACGCUGUGGUGACCCCUGAACUGCAGAUCACACACAUUUCGACCUGCACAGCCUCCACUGUAAUCCAGGCUGGGUCUGGGGAUGUCUGUGUUCCAGUCUUGCCAUCCACAUUCAGUACUAUCUCCUUUACUGCAGUUCAUCAAAGCUACAGCCUUAAUAGCAAGUGCUUAUUUAAGUUGUGUAAACAUGUUUAUGCAAGCAUACUAUGAGAAUGUUGAUAAACUUAAGCGAUUUUUUUCCCACAUUUCCACCUGUAAUAUUACACUGUGCAACUGAAACUGACAAAAGGAAAUCUAUUUGAUAUAAAAGAUGACAAAUGCUUCUCAUAACUGGUCUACACUAGCUUCACAUGUACUGAACAACUGGUCACCUUAGCUGUCGUCUUAUCAUGGACAUUCUCUACCUCGGAGAUAAACUAGCCUUGAUAUGCUGUCGAAUAAGUGUACACAUCGAAUAGUUAUUCUGCACCUGCCUGAUGCCUUACUGGUUAUACUCGUAUUGUUUAAUUUAUUUUUUGUUGCAUCUCUUAAAUGUUUUAAAGAUAUAUGUUUUGUAAGGCAUUCUUCAGAACAAACAGUGGUUCACAUGAUCUGUAAUCCUGACCGAACUUUUCUUUCUGUCUCACAACUGUAAUUACCGCUUUUUGCUAUGAUUGUGCAGCUAUGAGCAGCAGUAGCAAACAUCAAAUCCAUCCAUUUUUCACUUUAUCCACUGCACUGUUGUCUACAUGGACCCUGGGCUUUGGGACCAAAAGUGUCCAAAAUUAUGCUCCAUGAGCUAAAAUAAAAUCUC